Messenger RNA from Plutella xylostella (diamondback moth), 2607 nucleotides. The record is from RefSeq and is a predicted model, not a curated record. Lineage: Eukaryota; Metazoa; Arthropoda; Insecta; Lepidoptera; Plutellidae.
UUGGUAAAAAAAAAUCAGUCCUUCACCAAGAAGCAAGGGGAGAGGUGUCGCUUGGUUUUCAAGAUUUUUCGAUUUCGUUAAUAGGGAAAGUUAUCGUAUCUUCGUGUUCAGUGGUUUAUUUAAUAUAGUCUCAUCAUGAACGGUGAGACUGAGGGCCUGACGGAGCAGGAGGAAGAAAUGGAUGAUGUUAAUUCAGAGUCGCCGGCCUCCUUGGAGAACCUCUCGCAAAUGUUGCGUAGGAGCUUAGUCUCGCGCAACAAGCAGACCAUCAUCGUACGCAACCCGGACGGGGGCGCCGUGUUCUGUUGCGUGGAGUGCCCCAUGACCUACGCGGACAAGGAGAGCAUGGAGCUGCAUCUGUGCAUGCAUAAUAAGGAGUACCGGUUUAUAUGCACCAUCUGCGGGACUGGGCUGAAGCGUCGCGAGCACCUCGAACGCCACACCCUAGGCCACCAGGGCGUGCGGCCGCACGUGUGUGCGGACUGCGGCAAGGCGUUCAAGAGGAAGGAGCACCUGACCAUACACCGCGCCAUACACAGCGAGGAGAAGACGCUGAGCUGCGUGCUUUGUGCUAGAUCGUUCCACCGCAAGGACCACCUGCAGAAGCACCUGCAGAGCCACAGCAACCGGUUCCGGCGGCAGGGGCUCGUGGUCAACGGGCUCGUCAAGACGGAGGUGGAAGAUGAGCCGAGUGACGGGAGUCAGAGCGCGGAUGUUGAUCUGCUGACAGGCCAAGUUACAACAGUCAUCGCAACCGGCGACCCGGUGCGCCCCUACGGCUGCCCCGACUGCGACAAGACCUACAAGCGCCGGGACCACCUCAAGCUGCACUCCCGGGUUCAUGCGGUGAAGGAGUAUGAGUGCAGCGUGUGUGGGGAAGGUCAGUUGGUUUACUUAGCAGGUGCCGCUGCACGGGUUUGUUUCUACCAGCAGGAGCAGUUGCUCUGGCACAUGAACACGCACCUGAAGGCGGAGGUCAUCACGGACGAGGCGGCGGAUGAGGACGGGCAAUCUUGGGAGACUCCGCAGGACCUCAACACGGACCUCCUAGUACCCCUAUACAGUCAGCUCAAAGCGGAGAACCGCCCACACGAGUGUACAGUCUGCCACAAGCGCUUCAAGCGGAAACAACACCUGAAGGUGCACAUGAAUGUGCACUACAAGGGCGUGGUGAGACCCGCCUUGCCUCCUGCUGCCGUGUGUGAUCUUAGUAUCUGGUGCUCGCUUUGCAAUGAAGGCUUCCAAACCAACAAGCAGUUCGAGGCGCACUCCUGCAUGCACGAGCACGCUCAGCGCGUGAACUGCGAGAACAUCAACGAGGAGCAGAUGCAGGGCGGCGGCGGCGGGGGCGGGGGCGGGGGGCGGCUGCCCGCCCUGGCGUUGGCGGAGAAGAAUGAGGAACAGCAGCACAUGAUAAUCGAACCGGACCCAGUCUGCCUAGCCGAAGACCCCUCGCUCCCGACGCCGCGCAAGGUGUUCGUGUGCAAGUACUGCGGCAAGCCGUUCCGCCGCCGCGACCACUACAAGAUACACCUGCACAUACACACCGGCCGCAAGGACUUCUUCUGCCCGCAGUGCGGGAAGGGGUUCUACCGCAAGGACCACCUGCAGAAGCACAUCCCGGUGCACGAGAAGGCCAAGAAGGCGAAGAAGGACGUGCCCGGGCUGUUCCCCAUCAGCAUGAUGUCCCCCCGCGGCACCGGCGGCGGCGGGUUCACGUUUAAUGUCAUGCCGGAGAUUACCAUCACGGCACCAUCGAACGCCAAGCUACGAGUACCUCUACAAAUGAAAGUUCCCUACGAAGUGGUGAUGUCCACCGACAACGGAGAACGCCGGACCGUCGUCAACCCGCAGUGAUCGAAUGACAACUACAGAGAGUGAUAGUCCAGUGUUUCAUUAAAAAAAAAACAAUUGUCUUGCAUCGCCGGUGGAAUACAACCUAAGGGUCCGUUCAGACCAGUCCAGAGAAGAUAGUAGAUUAAUUUCACGUCGAAAAUAGAGUCUAGAGUCAUAGCAACAGCAACAUUGUUUAUUUAUUGAAUGUGAAUUUAGUGAUUUUUUACAUUAUGUAAUUGACGAGCCGAUCUGUGACUCUUUGCACAUAUAAGAUUUUUUUUAUAAUGGUGAUGUGAGUCCAGUUUUUUUGUAUAACUAUCAUGUAUUUAUUUUGUAAGAAAAUAAGGUACCUACUUAACUAUUUAUGUACCUACUUAUUCUGGUUUACGAACUUUCCAUUGUGUGGUCCAAUCCAAAUGUAUUUUGUGAUCUCGAAGUAGGUAUAUUUCUACAUAUCUUUCAUAGUAUUAAACUAAUUUGAUAUCUAGAUAGAUAUAUUAAAUUAAAUGUUUUACAUUAUAGAUUUAUAAAACAUUUUAACUUCUCUUUAUGAUAUAAUAUAUGAAAGAUUAAUUGUUGUUAAACAGUUUGGAUCUUAAAUCAAGUGCCAUAAAGUAUCUUUUUAAUUAGCGCACGAUGUGGUACCAAAAACCUAGUAAAUAAGUUUAGAUAUAAUUGGAUGUUCCUUUUCUCCUAUUUAAGUGUAGUUAGAGAUGUUUAUGGCAAGCCAUGCAGAGUACAAAUUGUUUUAAAUAAAAUGGUUGCAUACAG